GCUCAGAGCCUGUGGCCAUUGGGCAGCCAGGCCCCCAGGACAAGGCCCAGGCAGUGCUGGCUCAGCACAGGGGCCAGAGCACAGCCAGGGGCCAGCAUGGAGAGCAGCGAGGACACCGAGGAGCCCCCGCUGCCCCUGGCCCUGAGCAGCUUUCAGGUCUCCGAGGAGUUUGGCUUCCUGCUUCCCGACCCUCUGACAGAGCUGCCAGCUCCCUACAGCCCCUGGAUGGAGCUUGCCCAGCAGCUGCCCCAGCUGAUCUGCAGCCACCAGCUCCGCUCACAGGUGCACCAGAUGCCGCAGCUGGGCACGCAGCACCUGCAGGGACACGAGGAGCUGCACCUGGCACACCUGGUGCUCAGCUUCAUCACCAUGGGCUACGUCUGGCAGGAGGGCGAGGAGGGCACCGUGCAGGUCCUGCCCCGAAAUCUGGCUGUCCCCUACUGGGAGGUGUCCCAGGCCCUGGGGCUGCCGCCCGUCCUCAGCCACGCAGACUUUGUGUUGGCCAACUGGAGGAGGAAGGACCCCAACGGGCCUCUGGAAAUUGAGAACCUGGACACGAUCAUCGCCCUGCCUGGGGGGGAGAGCCUGCGGGGCUUCGUCCUCGUCACGCUGCUGGUGGAGAAGGCAGCUGUGCCUGGCAUUAAGGCCACCGUCCGUGCCCUGGCUGCCAUCCUGCAGAGGGAUGAGCAGUCCCUGCACAGAGCCCUGGAGGAGCUGGCAGGGGCCAUCGAGGCCAUGAGCGAGGCGCUGAGGAGGAUGCACGACUACGUGGAUCCAGAAAUAUUCUACUCUGUGAUCCGCAUCUUUCUCUCUGGCUGGAAGGACAACCCUGCCAUGCCCCAGGGGCUCAUCUACGAGGGGGUGUCCCCGGAGCCCCUGGCCUUCUCGGGGGGGGACCGCGCCUUCCUGCGGGCGCUGCGGGCCGCGGGCUCCCCGCAGCUGCGGGCCGUGGCCUCGGGGGACGCGCGGCUCCGCGCCGCCUUCAACCGCUGCGUGGGCGCGCUCGCCGACUUCAGGUCCCUGCACAUCGCCAUCGUCACCAAGUACAUCGCCAUCGCGGCGGCCAAAGCCCGGGCCGGGCGGGCACAGCCCGGGGCCAGCGCCGGCCCCGCUGCGGGGAGGCCCCCGGCUGCGCUGGAGGCCAAAGGGACCGGCGGGUCCCACAUCUUCAGCUUCCUCAAGAGCAUCAGGGACACCACCAGGGAGGGGAUGAUAAGUGUCUGACCGCCCCGAGGGUGCCCAAAGCGGCUGCAGGAGGCCGAGGGGCUUGGGUGUCUGUGCAAGGCACAAGCCAAGAUCCAAAACCUGCCGUCAGCAGCAGCAGCUUCCCACCCGUGCACGCCCGGGACAUGAGGAACUGUUGGGAGAGAAGAGCGCUGCUGCUGCUGCUGCCUCCCCCAGCAGCACACAGCGAGCUCGGCAUCCUCCCGUGGCACCGGCACGGUGUCCUCCCGUGGCACUGCCGGCAGCGCAUCGCCCCCGGGCCCAGGAAGAGCUGUGUCCCUGCUGCCCUGCUCUAUCCCGCUCCUUCCCCGCUCUAUCCCGCUCCUUCCCCGCUCUAUCCCGCUCCUUCCCCACUCUAUCCCGCUC
Molecule: messenger RNA, 1590 nt
Organism: Ficedula albicollis (Collared flycatcher)
Lineage: Eukaryota; Metazoa; Chordata; Aves; Passeriformes; Muscicapidae
Gene: IDO2
Product: indoleamine 2,3-dioxygenase 2
Exons: 10
Coding region: 97-1224 (375 amino acids)
Biological process (GO): 'de novo' NAD+ biosynthetic process from L-tryptophan
Cellular component (GO): cytoplasm
Molecular function (GO): metal ion binding; heme binding; L-tryptophan 2,3-dioxygenase activity
Source: RefSeq, a predicted model, not a curated record